Molecule: messenger RNA, 2502 nt
Organism: Jatropha curcas
Lineage: Eukaryota; Viridiplantae; Streptophyta; Magnoliopsida; Malpighiales; Euphorbiaceae
Source: RefSeq, a predicted model, not a curated record
AGCGACGUAAAGCCCAUUUCACGUAGAAAGCCCAGAUGACAAUUUUCUCUCUCCUUAUGUUUAAGAAGUUAAAAAUCCAGUCUUUCCACUCCAAAAAACAAAAUGUGACCUAAAAGUUAAAAUGCUUACUCAUCUGCUCAAAGCUAACAACUUUCAUCUCCGUCGUCUCCAGCCACCGCAACCCCACCGCAAUUUCACAGCCACCCCACAAUCGCAAUCACCGGAAGCCAGCGGUCUGGCCUCUCUUAUUCUCAAUUCGUCAAACCCAGAAACUCUAGCCCGUUCCCUUCACUCUCCUACCAUUCAGUGGACUCCACAGCUAGUAAACACAGUCCUUAAACGCCUAUGGAACCAUGGCCCAAAGGCCCUUCAUUUCUUUAACCUCCUUAGCCACCACCCUUUCUAUUGCCACCACGCUUCCUCCUUCGACCACGCCAUUGACAUUGCCGCCCGCCUCCGCGAUUAUAGGAACCUCUGGCGUCUCGUUUCUCGAAUGCGCGCCUGCCGCGUUGGCCCCUCCCCUAAAACCUUCGCAAUCAUCGCCGAAAGGUAUGCGGCUGCCGGGAAACCCCAUAGAGCUGUAAAGCUUUUUAUGUCUAUGCAUGAAUAUGGAUGCUUUCAAGAUCUUUCCUCGUUUAAUACGAUUCUUGAUGUGUUAUGUAAGUCUAAAAGAGUAGAAAUGGCUUAUAAUUUGUUUAAGGUUUUAAGGGGUAGAUUUAAGGCUGAUUGUAUUAGUUAUAAUAUAAUUGUAUAUGGUUGGUGCUUGAUCAAAAGGACACCAAAAGCAUUAGAAUUAUUAAAGGAGAUGGUGGAGAGAAGAGUGACACCAAAUUUGACUACUUACAACAUAAUGCUUAAUGGUUAUUUUAAAGCAGGUCAAGUCAAUGAAGGUUGGAAUUUCUUUUUGGAAAUGAAGAGGAGGAAAUUGGAGAUUGAUGUUGUUACUUACACUAGUGUGAUUCAUGGACUUGGUACUGUCGGUGAGAUUAAGCGAGCUCAAAAGGUUUUUGAUCAGAUGAUUAAAGAAGGGGUGCUUCCUUCUGUGGCUACUUAUAAUGCUUUAAUUCAAGUUCUAUGUAAGAAGGAUAGUGUAGAGAAUGCUAUAUUGGUUUUUGAUGACAUGGUGAAAAAGGGUUAUGUCCCUAAUUCAGUAACAUAUAAUUUGGUGAUUAGAGGAUUGUGUCAUGUAGGUGAAAUGCAGAGGGCAAUGGAAUUUAUGGAAAGAAUGAAAGAUGAUGAAUGCGAACCAAAUGUUCAAACAUACAAUAUUUUGAUUACAUACUUUUGUGAUGCAGGAGAAAUUGAAAAGGGGUUAGAUUUGUUUCAGAAGAUGAAUAGUGGGAAUUGCUUGCCAAAUUUGGACACUUAUAAUGUGCUUAUAAGUGCAAUGUUUGUGAGGAAAAAAUCGGAUGAUCUCUUGGUGGCAGGGAAGUUGUUGGUUGAGAUGGUUGAUAGAGGAUUUCUACCUCAGAAACUUACUUUCAACCGUGUGCUUGAUGGGCUUUUAUUAACUGGUAACCAAACUUUUGCUAAAGAGAUUCUGAGUUUACAGAGUAGAUUUGGUCGUCUUCCACGAAAAUUCAAAUUAUGAAGCGUUUUGGAAUUCAAAUUAGCUCUUAAAUUAUAGAAUGUUCCCCCACCCUGCUCCUUCCCCCUCCCCUGGGGCUUCAUGCUACCUCGCCCAGCUACAGUUUCUAAGACUGGACAUUGGAUAUUUGAAGAGAAUGUUGCAUCUUUAUGAAUUUCCGGAACCAACAAAUCUUAAGUAUUUGGAAAUAAAGGAAGCACACCUCCUAAUUUUAGUCUCCUUCUGUCAACUCCUUUUAUAGAAGGAUCUCCAUACUUGGAGAGAUUUAUGUUGCAGCAUCAGGUUAAACAUAUUGGAGAAUUGAACAAACCUUUUGUCAAGCAACUGCACACAAGCCCUGGUCUACAGUUACAUGUGCACUCACCUGUUUUACGUGAUAUUGUUCAACUCUUCAAUGUAGUAAUUUCAUCUGCAUGGGCAUGGUAUACGAUCUGCUUUGCAAGAGCUAAAAAAGCAACAAUUAGGAGUCUUGCUAAGAACCGUGGACUCCACCGCCAUUUGUUUUAGAAGACUUGGUAUCAACAAUAAAGAAAACGAUGAAGCUUGAGGCUCAUUUAAGAAAAGCACAGGCAGAGAGAGAGAGAGAGAGUCAUGGGGAAGACGAGAAAAUGAAGCAAUGGUAAUAUAUCUAAGCAACACCUUGAACAAGUUAGAGAGAGAUUGGUUUUGGAAAACAAGAUUGGCCAAGUUAUAGAGUGGUGUUGCGGUUGGUGCGAGAGGGGAAAAAGAAAGAAGAUGCGGAGUACUGCUGCUAUGGCCAAAACGAAAUUUUUGUUUUUCCUUUAUGUGUCGUUUCGUUCUUAUUUAAUCCAAGUUUAAUUACGGAGUUCAUCGUUUUGUUCUUAUUUAACUGAGUUUGGAUUAAGUUAGUCCAAGUUUAGUGAUGAAGGAGUUCAUCUUUUCGUUUAUGAUAA